Molecule: messenger RNA, 731 nt
Organism: Ceratotherium simum simum (southern white rhinoceros)
Lineage: Eukaryota; Metazoa; Chordata; Mammalia; Perissodactyla; Rhinocerotidae
Gene: CDKN2B
Product: cyclin dependent kinase inhibitor 2B
Biological process (GO): regulation of G1/S transition of mitotic cell cycle; negative regulation of cell population proliferation; regulation of cyclin-dependent protein serine/threonine kinase activity
Cellular component (GO): cytoplasm; nucleus
Molecular function (GO): protein kinase binding; cyclin-dependent protein serine/threonine kinase inhibitor activity
Source: RefSeq, a predicted model, not a curated record
GGACUGACGCUGAGCUGAGCUCUCCCGGGGAGGGGCGAGCGCGCCUGGGCGAGGUGCGGAGGGAGGGAAGAGCGUCGCGAAGCUCACGGCCGGCGGUGGAUCAUCCGGGCCAGUUUGCGUCUCGGGGCUGCGAGAUGCGCGACGAGGACAAGGGCAUGCUCGGUGGUGGCGGCGGCGACGCGGGCCUGGCCAACGCCGCGGCGCGGGGGCAAGUGGAGACCGUGCAGCAGCUCCUGGAAGCCGGUGCAGAUCCCAACGGAGUCAACGGCUUCGGGAGGCGCCCGAUCCAGGUCAUGAUGAUGGGCAGCGCCCGCGUGGCCGAGCUGCUGCUGCUCCACGGCGCGGACCCCAACCGCGCGGACCCCGCCACCCUCACCCGACCCGUGCACGACGCGGCCCGGGAGGGCUUCCUGGACACGCUGGUGGCGCUGCACCGAGCCGGGGCGCGGCUGGACGUGCGCGACGCCUGGGGCCGCCUGCCCGUGGACCUGGCUGAGGAGCGGGGCCACCGCGACGUCGCCCGGUACCUGCGCGCGGCCGCGGGAGAUUGAUGGCGGGGGCACCCAGCCGCCCACAAGGACUUUUCCUUUUUUCCCCAGUUCCCCACCCCAACUUAGUUCAAUGAAGGCUGCAGACGUGGAGCGGCGGAAAGCCUGAAAGCCUUCCUGGGCGACUCACUCCCUGCGGGGAAGGAGGGGCAGACCGGGAGUAAGUUGCUGUGUUUUUUUUUC